Messenger RNA from Gaeumannomyces tritici R3-111a-1, 294 nucleotides. RefSeq lists its product as hypothetical. The transcript has 3 exons. The record is from RefSeq and is a predicted model, not a curated record. Bases 1 to 294 code for a protein of 97 amino acids. Lineage: Eukaryota; Fungi; Ascomycota; Sordariomycetes; Magnaporthales; Magnaporthaceae.
AUGCCGCCCAAGGGUCUCCCGGGAGCAUGGGUCUCCCGCGAGCAUGGGUCCAAAAUCCGGGUUGGGCAAAUCCAUGGACUCGGCGCGCUACAAAAGCCGUUCUUGCAGCCUACUCGCGUCUGGCGCCUGCCCGCGCUCUGCGCGCCUGUCCGGGGCUCGCAAGUUUCGCCCAAAACGGAAAGAGGUGAAAGUAGCCUCCUGGCCGCGGAACAACGUGCGAGUGGGGCUCAGCGUGGUAGCUCUGUCAACAUGGCUGGCCAAUCGCGAUGCUCGCUGUGGGCUUGGAUUGCUUGA